Trichomonas vaginalis G3 is the source of this 249-nucleotide messenger RNA. RefSeq lists its product as uncharacterized. NCBI's taxonomy places the organism in Eukaryota, Parabasalia, Trichomonadida, Trichomonadidae. The annotation marks the transcript as partial. The transcript has a single exon. The record is from RefSeq and is a predicted model, not a curated record.
CAUAAAUUAGUUGAAAGUAGUAAUGGCAAACUUGCUGAAGCCAUCGACGAAGCAAAGCGAGGAGUGGUUAUUGAAAUACUUGGCUAUAACACAAACGAUGACACUUAUAAAGUAAGAUAUGAAGGAGGCGUUGAAGAUGUUAUACCAUCUAAGAACUUGAGAGAGUCGAAGCCAACACAUCUGGGACCAUUAGAGCGGGAGUACUGGAAAGACAAAAAUAUGCCAGAAAGAAUAAGAAAAUUCUUCUAA